Messenger RNA from Halichondria panicea, 848 nucleotides. Its product is annotated as translocon-associated protein subunit beta-like. Gene Ontology annotation, cellular component: endoplasmic reticulum. The coding region runs from base 138 to 692 and encodes 184 amino acids. The transcript has 6 exons. NCBI's taxonomy places the organism in Eukaryota, Metazoa, Porifera, Demospongiae, Suberitida, Halichondriidae. The record is from RefSeq and is a predicted model, not a curated record.
AUGCUAAUAUUCAGUGACUAAAAGGUUAAUCCUGUCGUCAUUGUUCUUUUAACCCUUUGUCACUCACAUGUGGUUUUAGUUUUUUCACUGCUCUCCAGAUAUAUCAGAAGAAAGAGACGUUCCGUUGACUGAUCACCAUGUACAAGCUAUUGUCAGUUCUGCUGCUCUCUGUGGCCCUGUGUGGGUCUGUUUCGUACGCCACCCCUCACCUCCUGGUGUCCAAGAUGAUUCUGAACGAGUACGUUGUGGAGGGCAAAGACCUGACCAUUCAAUACUCAGUGUUCAACGUCGGUACAAGCCCUGCUCAGACGGUUACUCUUGAAGAUGAUUCAUUUCCUAAAGACGAGUUUGUUCCUGUUAGUGGGAUGCUCACUGCAAAAUGGGAGAGAGUUAACCAAGAUGCUAAUCUCACCCACAUUGUGAUCAUAAAGCCACUGCAAGCUGGCAUCUUCAACAUGUCUUGGGCUCAGGUCACCUACACAGAUGCUGAUGGCAUUACCAAGUUUGGCUUCAGCAGUGCCCCGGGCGUAGUGGAAGUGGUGCCCUACACUGACUUCGCUCGUGCCCAUGAGCAUCACAUGAUGGAGUGGCUGGCCUUCAUGGUGAUGAGUGCCCCAACCAUCCUCCUCCCCUUCUUGAUGUGGUAUCGCAGUCACUCCAAAUAUGAAGACCUCAAGACCAAAAAAGCCUAAUUGUGAAUUGUCACUAGCUAUAAUUAUACAUAUAGGUUAUAUAUAAUUUUCUCCUUCUAUAAUUAUGUUCAAAGUGGAAUUAUAAUUAUUUAUGAUGCCUUGAAGAUAUCAGAUAUAAUACAUGUAUAUUCAAUAACAUUUUGUUGAAAUUUGUUA